Messenger RNA from Conger conger (European conger), 2026 nucleotides. It is a transcript of the gene wdr97, whose product is annotated as WD repeat domain 97. Lineage: Eukaryota; Metazoa; Chordata; Actinopteri; Anguilliformes; Congridae. The record is from RefSeq and is a predicted model, not a curated record. Gene Ontology annotation, molecular function: protein binding. The transcript is spliced from 15 exons. Bases 38 to 2026 code for a protein of 662 amino acids.
UUUGCCUCUUGCGUGUUUUGGGGGAAGGUUCCUGGUGAUGCUGGGGCAGGAGGGGGGCUGUGUGUCUGUGCUGAGGUGGGAUUCGGGGCACCUGCUGUACAGAGCCCCCGCCCACAGCAGCCAGACUGUCUCCGCCCUGCAGGCCGACCCGGGGAACGACUACCUGAUUUCUGCUGGGGAGGACAGGACGAUCCAGGUGUGGAGGGUUUGCCCCCUCUCUCCAGACUUUCUGAGCCCCCACUUCAGCCUCUCCUGUGGGCAGCCGGCAGUGCACCUAGCCACCCUGGGACCCCUGCUGGGCCUGGCCCUCCAGGAGCACCACAGCGCCCCCUACUGCCUGCUCCACGUAUGCCUGGAGACCCAGAGCCCCACCGAGCACCUGCCCAGCCAAGGUCACCUGGACUGUAUCACAGGGCUUUGUGCGUGUCCUCAGAUGGGUGUGCUGGCUUCCAGUAGUCAGGACGGAACUAUCCGCAUUUGGGAUGAUGAGAACCGUCUUCUCAGGAUCCUCCAGCUGCAGGUGGGGCCGGAGUGCCUGGCGUACUGUGGCCAGAGGGGGGAGCUGCUGCUGGGGAUCAGGGGAGACCUGUACCGGAUCCCCAAAACACACCUACUGCCCCCCGACCACCACGUACAGCUCCUUUGUGCAGAGCAGUUUGAUCCCAUACCAGGCCUUCCUAUCUCUGAAAGCAGGAGCAAUACAAGCACGCACAGCAUCAGGUGUGGGAGCUGCUAUGGUGAAGAAGAGGAGAAGUUCAGCCAGGAGGAGAGGACCACAGAUGUGCACUCGGCCCUGCUGGCUCGGAGCAGGGAUCUGCAGGCCCUCCAGCAGGGGCUGGCGCUGGGCGCCAAGAAGAAGAAACUCCCGCCCCCCCGUGGGAGGAAGAGAGAGGCCUUCGCUCGCUACCUGCAGCUUGUGUUCCCCGAGCCUCUGAAGAUUCAGAUCCCAACAGAGGACCAGCAGGGGGUGCUGUUCCCUCCCAGAAGGCCCUCAGAGCUCCGCCCCCUAACACCGGAUAGGGGGGGCCCCACCAGCGCCUCUGACCAGAGGUCCCUUUUGGGGCACAUCCCCAACUCUGUGCUGCUGGCACGGCUGUGGCCCGACAUGAUGGCGCGGUACGCACCCCCACAGAAACCCUGGGCCCUGAGGGGGCUGAAGCUCCUGGUGUUUGAUGAUGAUGACGAUGAAGAUGAUGAUGAUGGUGAAUGUGAUGAAGAUGAGCUGAAGCUUCGGCAGAGGCUGGAAGAUCCCCCCCGCAAGGCGCCCACACCCCCCAAACCCCCGUGCCCAAUCCCAGAGUUCCUCAGUCCGUUUGUGGAGCAGGACUGGUUCCAGGAAGUCCUCCCCGACCACAGCCUGUUGGACAGCUCCUUCAGCGCAGAGGUCUUUGCCCUGCUCCUGGUGCAGAAGCUGAAGGGCUGCCAGACUGGGUCCAGGACACACAUCCUGAAUGCUCUCCUGCAGCUGCUCCAACAGGGGGCGCUAACGAACACCAAGCAAAUCUGUUCCGGCCUUACUGAGCUGCUGGAGACCUUUGCCACAUCAGACAUGUUGGAGGACAUGCGCUUUGUCUGUGAGCUUCUGAAAGCGCUGGCGUCUGUGGGCUCUGACAGCACUGACACCAUUUUGGAGCUGCUGACCAUUCUGGCUCAGAGAGAACUGGGGCUGCAGGGCGUGGUGCUUCGCCUGCUGAGGUUGAUGGGCGUGGAGGAGGCGGAGCCCUGGCUGAGUUCAGAGGUGGCAACCUGGCGCUCCGGAAUGCAGGGGGAGCCCGGCCAAACCUGGGCACACCUGAGACAGGUGGCUGCCAAUUGGCUCAACUUCUGGACCUGCAAGUACAAGCAAGACAGAGCCCUGCCGCUGAAAGGGGCAGAGAAAAGCCCUGUGGAUGUCCUGCGGUUCUUCUGCUCCAGGCAGAGAGAGAACCAGAGGCGCCCCCCUCCCCUCCCACCUCCCCCGCCACUGGCACCUCCUCCAGAGGGCCGCAGAGACACUGUGCUGCUCGAGCAGCACUUGCACAGGUAA